Drosophila miranda is the source of this 2638-nucleotide messenger RNA. RefSeq names its product fatty-acid amide hydrolase 2. The record is from RefSeq and is a predicted model, not a curated record. The transcript is spliced from 5 exons. The coding region runs from base 383 to 2116 and encodes 577 amino acids. NCBI's taxonomy places the organism in Eukaryota, Metazoa, Arthropoda, Insecta, Diptera, Drosophilidae.
AACUGUUAAUUUAUUUGUGGGGUGGGGUGGGGCUAGUGGAGAGAAUCUUGCGGUUUACAAUAAGUGUGAAAUCCAAACUCACGACGCGACCAGCGCUUCGAAGCUCCACCCAGGUGCACUUUGCCCACAACCCAAAAGCCAACACAAGCCGCAAUAUGCCAUUGACGGGGGACGGCGACGGCGACCCCAACCCACACACCGGCGCAGGCAGCGCGGCGAACAUUGUUAGUUUUUGGCAGCAGCGUUUUCCACUGAACAAACAAAAACAAAUCAUUUUCUGUCGCUGUCGUGAGCGGACGAUCUCGGUCUACACAAAGUGCAAUAACUAAACAUUAGUUCCAGGGAAUCUAUUCGAAUAGGUGGUAUUUGUAGUUGAUUUAAAAUGAUGAAGUUGCUAAAAUCGAUAUUUGCAUAUGUGAGCCUGCAGCUGGACAUUCUCAGGUUCAGGAUCCUGGGGUACAUCAUGCGCCGGUUCCUCCGCUCGGCCAUGAUUGUCUUCAGUUGGUUCGUGGUGCCCUACAGCCGGUACACCAACAUCAAGGUGAUACGGCGCAAGCUGCCACCGAUACGCAGCCACCUGCUGGAGAUACCUGCCGUCGAUCUGGCCAAGCUGAUUCGCACCCGAAAGAUUAAAAGCGAAGAAGUCGUAGAGGCCUACAUCGAACGCUGUCGGCAGGUGAACCCACUGAUCAAUGCCAUUGUCCAGGAUCGAUUCGAGGAGGCGCUGGAAGAGGCCCGCGAGAUAGACAAUGUCAUCGCCAUGGGCAUCAACAGCGUGGAGUCGAUGGAGGAGCAUACGCCCCUGCUGGGCAUUCCGGUGACCGUCAAGGAGAGCAUCGCCGUCAAGGGCAUGACCAAUCAGGCGGGUCGGGUGUUCAAGACCCCGCAGAUCGCCAAAUCAGAUGCCCCCGUGGUGGAGCAGAUCAAGCGCUGUGGCGGCAUCAUAAUGCUCGUGUCCAACACUCCCGAACUGUGUCUGCUCUGGGAGACGUACAACAAUGUGACGGGGCAGACCAAGAAUCCGUACGAUCUGAAGCGCACGCCGGGUGGCUCCUCGGGCGGGGAGGCGGCCCUGCUGGCGAGCGGAGCCUCGCUGCUGGGCCUCACGUCGGACAUUGGCGGCUCCUCGCGACUGCCGGCCAUGUUCAGUGGCAUCUGGGGCCACAAGCCCACGCCGUAUGCCGUCUCGUUCCGGGGCCAUCAUCCGACGAGCGAUUUUCCCAAAUGGGGAGACUUUUUCACCAUCGCUCCGAUGACGCGGUAUGCCAAGGAUCUGCCGCUCCUGCUCAAGUGCAUGAGCGAUCCCACGGGACCGAAGCUGACUCUGGACAAGGAGAUCAGUGCCCACGGCAUCCGGUUCUUCUUCAUGGACAACGACGGGCCCUCAGGCAUGAUGCGGCCGCUCAGCCGGGACCUGCAUGCGGCCAUCAAUCGGGUGGCCAGCGACUUCAAUGCCGAGCGGGUGAACAUACGGAAGAUGAAGUGGUCCCUGGACAUCUCCCUGUCGGCGAUGCUGACCAUGAAGAACAUCGAGACGAUUUACCACAAGACCGAGGAGGGGGAGCAGCCCAAGACCGUGUGCAAGGAGACGGUCAAGUACUUUUUCGGCUGCUCGGACAGCAUUCUGCCGUCGGUGAUAUUCGGCCACCUGCAGAACUUCAUGAAGAUCAUUCCCAAUUCGCGGCACAAGCAUCUGGCCAGCAUCAUUGAGGCGCUCAAGACUGAAUUCAAGGAGAUGCUCGGCAACGACGGCGUCUUCCUCUACCCGACCUUCCCAAACACGGCGCACCAGCACUACCAGAUCUACCACAAGCUGCUGGAGCCCAUGUACAUGGCCAUCUUCAAUACGCUGGGCCUGCCGGUGACCAACUGCAUGAUCGGCCUGGAUCACCGCAAUCUGCCCAUGGGCAUUCAGGUGGUGGCCAAUCCCGGCCAGGAUCAUCUCUGUCUGGCCGUGGCCCGUGAGAUGGAGCGCCGCUACGGCGGCUGGGUGCGUCCUCCCUCCGAGGAUAGCCACAGUAGCAGCAGCAACAGCAACGGAGGGGGCAACGGAGGGGGCAACGGAGGGGGAAACGGAGGGGGCAACGGGGCAAGCAGCAGCAGCAAGCGUGGCUAGCCAUCCUGCGGGAGCAAAGGCUUUGUCCCUACGUGAUUCUUUUGUACUUCGUUUUGUUUGUAGCUAAUUGUAUGUAAAAUGGUCCAUCAUUUAGGAAACCUUUAGAAAGAGACUUUGAGCGGACUUAGACAAAGCACAGUUAUCAGCUGAAGCAGUUGAAUGGAAUCCCCAAUCGCCACCUCUACCGCACACAUCAUCUUUAGAGCCUCUUCGAAAUUCCACGUCUCGAACUUCAUUCUCCAUUGUACUAUUGUAUUAAAUUAUUAAAUGUCAACCAAUCUCCAAUCUUUUACAUCGUAUUAUCUAACUCUAUAUACUAUAUAUGUAAAUAUUCCGUCUAGCUUCUAAGUCUUAGGUUUAUGCCCCACUCAUGGCAAAGAUCGAUAAAAAAAAAACCAUUCUGUAUGUAUUGUAUGUGAAUAUUUUUGUAGCAGUCACUGUCGAAUCAACGAAAAACCGACAACUAUUUUGGCCCAAGAACAAAAUGUGUUGAAUAAACAUAAACAGAAAACUAACCGAAAA